GGCUUCGCAGCUCACUGGAGACAAUGUUAGAAAGGACGACAUCUCCUACUAAUACCCGGGAUAAAACAGCUUAUUUAUAGACUUUAUUGAUUCAGACUACGGUUGAAUCAGGAUGCCGGUGGAGAGCGGGAGCAACGCCGCCGCCCGCCAGGGCAAGCAGAAGAGGAAGUCUCACAGCUUGUCCAUCCGCAGGACCAACAGCACCGAGCAGGAGCGCUCCGGCCUGCAGAGGGACAUGCUGGAGGGACAGGACUCCAAACUGCCCUCUUCUCUGAGGAGCAAUCUGCUGGACCUGUUCAGCCAGAUCGAGCGAGAGUUCGAGAACCUCUACAUCGAGAACCUGGAACUUCGCAGAGAAAUCGAGACGCUGAACGAUCGUUUGACUGUAGACGGACAAAAUUUCGAAGGGGCCGAUUUAGCCAAAGGAGCACUUAAAACAAAAGCGAGUCACAGCACCAGCCAGCUGUCACAAAAACUAAAGACAACCUACAAGGCUUCCACAAGCAAGAUUGUUUCCAGUUUCAAAGCGACGACGUCCAGAGCCGUGUGCCAGCUGGUGAAGGAGUAUGUGGGACACAGAGACGGCAUCUGGGACCUGAGCGUCACCAGGACGCAGCCGGUGGUGCUCGGUACCGCGUCUGCAGAUCACACUGCCAUGCUGUGGAGCAUUGAGACGGGGAAAUGCCUCCUCAAAUAUCUGGGCCAUCAAGGAUCAGUCAACUCCAUAAAGUUUCACCCCACUGAACAGAUGGCACUAACAGCCUCUGGAGACCAGACGGCUCACAUCUGGAGAUACAUGGUGCAGCUGCCGACUCCGCAGCCUGUCGCCGACAUCAGCCAGCAGAUACCCUGCGAGGACGACGUGGACUUCUCAGACAAAGACGAGGCGGACGGCGAGGUGGACGGUCCAAACGACUGCCCUUCUGUCCGCGUGGCGACCACAACGCUACGCAGCCAUCAGGGUGUGGUGAUCGCUGCUGAUUGGCGUGGGGGCAAACAGGUGGUGACGGCCUCCUGGGACCGAGCCGCCAACCUGUACGACGUGGAAACCUCCGAACUGGUUCACUCACUGACUGGCCACGACCAGGAGCUGACCCACUGCUGCACACAUCCCACCCAGCGCCUGGUUGUCACCUCGUCCAGAGACACAACCUUCAGACUCUGGGACUUCAGAGACCCGUCCAUCCACUCUGUCAACGUGUUCCAGGGACACACUGACACGGUGACCUCUGCUGUGUUCACGGUGGGAGACAACGUGGUGUCCGGGAGCGACGAUCGCACCGUCAAAGUGUGGGACCUGAAGAACAUGAGGUCGCCCAUAGCAACCAUCCGCACCGACUCCGCCGUCAACAGGAUCAGCGUCUCGGUGAACCAGAAGAUCAUCGCUCUUCCUCACGACAAUCGGCAGGUCCGGCUGUUCGACAUGUCCGGAGUCCGACUGGCUCGACUCCCACGGAGCAACAGACAGGGUCACCGGCGCAUGGUGUGCUGCUCCGCCUGGUGUGAGGACAACAACUCCUGCAACCUGUUCACCUGCGGCUUCGACCGGCAGGCCAUCGGCUGGAACAUCAACAUCCCGGCGCUGCUGCAGGAGAAAUGAACCGUGAUGCUCCACCCUAAAGUCUGUCCUCCAGAGCAUCAAACACUCAAUCGGCUGUAGGCUUAAAAAAAAAAAAGUUUGAUUUUAGUUCAGUGUAAUUUGAGAUGAAGGAUAAAAAACAGUCGUCUUUUUAAAGCCUGCAGGAGGUCAGUGUUUGAUCUGCUCUCUCACAGCCUGACGAACGAGGCGGGAAAAUGACUCGUGCACGCUGCCUGAGCAUCUGUCACGCUCUCACUAACUCACCACCGCCAAUACUCACAACCUGUGUGCCACAAAUGGGAAAAACAAAAGCACAAAGACAUAACAGAGAAGGAUGCUCAAACAAAAAAAACCCAAACCCUGUGAGCACAUAUCUGCUUGACGUUGAUAUUUAAGCUACAACACAAAUAAAUCUAAUCUAAUCUGUGCCACUAACAGCUGAUUCCUGAUUGGACGAAGGUGGCAGGGUGACGCUUUAAAGGAAUAAUCCACUAGUUUUAUAUUUAAUCAGUUUUCUUUUUAGUGUUCGGUGCAUUUCAGGAGUUAAUCUUUGUUGUCAGUAUUACUUCUGAAAUUACAAAAAUGGUCUCAAAUUGAUUAUCUGAUUUAAUUCAGUAUGAUUGAUUAAUUUUAAGGAGGCUGAUAUUUAAAUCUGAACCCUGAACACAGACAGACUAUAUUGUAUUUGGCCGAUUAUCCAUUUAGUUUAUACUGUUUUUUAACAGUGUUGAAGUGGAUUUUUUUAACCAAAAUGUCUUGUUUUGGCAUCUUAUAUUCAUAGUUUGAAUAUCUUAAAAUACACAUUCAAUACUACCAAAAUAACUAAGGUGACACCUUCACUUAAAUGUCAGAUAAUCAUAUUUUUGGGUGAAACUCAACUCUCGUUCAGAUGUUCAGGAGUAGGAAAGAAAUGCACCUUUAAAAAAAACCAACAACCCCAAAAAAAUAGCUGUUGUUGCUUUUUUAGGAAGAAAAAAAAAGAAGCAUUUGCAGCUUUUGUGUGUGUUAGACUCGUUCAUGGUCUUGUUCUGUAGUGAAAAUCAAGGCUACACACCCAGAAAAGAAGAUAAACACUGUAAAAUAAUAAGAAAAUAAAGACAGAAGCGAGAUAAAUGCACUGCUACACACUAGUAGUGGCUCAUAAGUGAUGAUUGAGAGGCACUAUUAGACACACACAGACCUGCUACGCUACGAAUCCCGACUUUACACCCUCCGUGCUGUUAUUGGCUGGAGGCUACACACCCAAAAACACCCCGAACACGGUAAAAUAAUAAGAAAAUACACCCAGACAGCAGAUAAUACACUUCUAAUGGCCCAUAAGUGAUGAUUUAGAUGGAUUAAUAGUCUAGUCCGUUACACCUUUAACUCGUCAUAUGUUGGUUCUCAGUGGUCUGAUCUCUCUCAGCUACUGUGUGUUUACUAGACAACGUUAAAAAAAAGAAAGAAGAGAGUCACCUUCCUCCUGCCCUGUUGACAGUUUGUAUUGAUUAGAGGCUGAUCGCUGUGUAGACUCGCAGCGCUCCGCUUUGUGCCAUGUUAGCCUGCAGGAAGGAGAGAAGAUGUUUCAGUGUUUCUGUAACUGCUCUGUACAGUAUGUGUGUAGCAGGGCUGGGUGCAGAGAUAGAAAAGCUACAGGAUAAAUAUAAAUAUAUAUGUGAUAACAGUUAUCGGUACUGUAUUAGUUUUAAAGGACUUUUAAUUGAUUGCUAAAAUACUUCCAGGAACUAGACCCAUCCCGCUUUUAUACAACAUUUAAUAAACAAGCAGUGCUCAUCUGUAUUCAGAAGAGGUUAUUAAAGAAAUCCCUGCAGAUUAUGGUUGGAAUAUUAAUGUUAAAGUUAUGAUGUUCACUUUUAUGUCUACUUAGCACAUCGAGGGAUUCAAAAUCCACGAUCAGCAGCUAAAUGUUAAGUAUCUGAAGCGCAAAGUAAAUCAUCUGUCCUGCGGAUAUAAAGCUGUUAGCGUACAUCAGCUUUUUUUAAUAGGGGGCAAAAAUAAUAGUAAAAUGAAGAAAGCAUGUAGCUGCUAUCUGUGAAUUAACAUGACAUAAAACUAUGAAAUUGUGCAAUUUAAAUGACGAGAAUUGUAAGACAACAGUGUAUUUAUUUGGGGUGAGAAGAAGUAUUUAAAGUUAUUUUGUGGGUUUGAAUGUUGUUUUCAAACAUAAAUUAAUUUAUUGAAAGUAAAAGUUAAAAAAAGGCCUUAAGCGUCUAAUUAUCACCAGUUAUUAAGAGGGUUGUCUCAUUUGUCUAAAGACUUAAAAUGUAUAAUAGGCGGCAAAAUAAUAGUAAAAUGAAGGAAGCAUGUAAAACAUGACAAUAAACUAAGAAAAUUGUGCAACUUAAAUAACUAUAAUCGUAAGUAAAAACUGUUUGGUUUAAUAAGGAUUAACAGUUUUGAGACAUAAAUUAAUUUAUUGGCAUUAAAAGUUUAAAAAAAGACCUUUAAUGCUCAAAUUUAAAGCCUCUAAAUAUCCCCAGUUUUAAAAGGAUUGUCUCAUUUGUCUAAAUACUGAAACUUAAGCCAAAAUAAUUUAAUAGAUCCUACAAUCACAUAAAACAAAUACAUAAAGUAGCUGCACACUGUUCAUGGGGAUGUUUCUGACACUAACCUUUAACACUGGACCAAACUCCCAUUAAGAUGAGAGACCUUUAAGUUUUUAUUUUGCAGAUAUGUAGAGAAAAGGGCUGGGCAAUAAAUCCAUAUUAUCAUAUUUAUAGAUAUCGUCUUAGAUUUUGAACAUCGUAACAUCGUGAUAUGGAAUAAGUGUCUUUUCCUGCUUUUAAAGGCUGAAUUACAGUAAAUAUGUAAUUUUUAUCCAUUUAGUCAUUAUAUCCACAUUACUGAUGAUUAUUUAUUGAAAAUCUUAUUGAUUUCUUACUGAUAGUCGCCCCUACAAUAUUGUCAAAAUAUCGAUAUCGAGGUAUUUGGUCAAAAAUAUCGUGAUAUUUAAUUCUGCCCUCAUCGCCCAGCCUCUAGUAGAGAAUGAACUGCAAAAAACUCUCAAACUGUAUCAUGUUAUAUCUGUAAAAAUCUGAUUUAAUUCAACAAAAUUGAAUCUGAUUCCUCUGAUUCCUCUGAUUCCCAGCCCUGCUGUCUCACCAACACUUAGUACUGGAUUGUUAAAAAAAAGCAAACUAAAACGUCUUUUGUAGUUAAUCGCAGGGCCCUUUAGUCUUUAGUGUUGAAACACUGUCGUCUGGAUCCUGUCGGUGUUAUAUUUGUUAUGGUACUUAAAAAAAAAAAAAAAACAACAAACCAAGGAGUGUCGUGAUGCGUUCACUGUCGCCUGCUUUUUGCUUCCUCACUGCCACAAAAACACUGUUAGCCAAAGCUGCGUUCGAGUGACGUAAUGACGUGUGUGUGUGUGUGUGCGCGCUCGUGUCUGUUUGUGUCCGUCAGUUGGUGACACAAACCUAAAAACAUGUUCAUUGUUAUAAUACGUGGGGCUCCGUUGCCGUUGCCGGGGCAACCGCCGCGUGCUGUAGUUAUUAACCCGGCGUCACAACAAGCACACAACUCACUUCAAACUUGAUUGUUUUCUCUUCAUGAGUCUAACUUUUGUAGAUUUUUGGAGCAUUUCACAGCUUUGUAACUUAAAAAGAGUGAAUUAAAUGUAAACAUUUUUAUCCACAGUGGGUAAAAAAAAACCAAACAACUACCCAUAGCUUGUUUAUAUGUGUGUUUAUAUUUGGUAACACUUUACAGUCGCUUUUUUUAAGUAGUAUUUCUAAUAAAUAUCAAAUCUCAGAAAUAUAUAAAUGUGACACCUUAAACUGAGAUUUUCAAUAAUUUAAACUACAGUACUUGUUAAAAAAAAAAGGCUCAUGUAAAGUGUUUCCUCACCUUCUGUUUUUACUUUAAAACUUUAACGUUUGUAUCAUAUAAAUUGUAAUAUAUAUAUGUAUAAAUAUAUAAAUAUAAAGAAAGCCGCAGCCGUGUGUUUUGGCUGUAUAGUGUGUUUCAGCUGCAGCAGUUUUAUUAGCCUUUAUAUAACUUGACAUUUUAUUUUGUUUUUAUUUUUGUGUAAAUUCAUUAUAGUGCUUAAUUUGACAGGUGACGUUAGUUUCAUCUGUCAGCAAAAGGUUUUUACAUUCAUAUAAAACAUUAUUUUCUCAUUUAUACCAGGGGUGACUGCUGUAAUGCCUAGUUUUUGGUUUCUUGGACGUAAAAUAUGAGUGUAACGCUACUACUGACUAGAUUAUACUGAUAAAUAAUUAAAAGAAUCUCACAUUAGCUGUUAUUUAUAUUAGGAAAAAACAAAUAAAUUAAAAGACCUCGCUGUUGCUCUUCUCCAAACGUCCUGAAAGAAAUGGGAGCAGAUUAACAUGUUCUUCUGAGUUUUAAAGAGCAUCAUCCCUGGUGUAAAUGACUAAAUAUCUUCUUUAUUAUGUGAAGUAAAUCUAAAGCUGUGUGUGUGCGUGCGCGUGUGUGAACGUUUGAUCUCCAGUUUAUCCGACACUGUUAUCUUUCUUUACGAAACAGUUUAAUAAUUAAAAAAAAACAAAAAGAAGUUUCACUGCAUUUUUCUACCAACACUGAGCCGUUCUGUUGCCACGUUCAUCUGUUUUUUAACCGUUCACACUUUAAUCACGCGAGAAUCACCGGAUCACAUGAUCGUCACGGAGCAUCGGCCAUCAUCAUCAACACCGCCGUUGUGAAGCCUUGUAUUAAAAAAACCAAAGCAAACUGUGGCUCCUUGGUGUUAACAGUGUUUUAUGUGAUCGAAGUGGUUGAUGUAGAACAACAAACACCACAGCUCAGUUAUCAGAAGAUAUGAAAGAAAAAAAGAAAAAGAUGUAAACCUGUUGGAUCGACUUGACCGCAGUUUUGUGGAUUAUAGCUGUGACAUUAAAAUAAACCAUUU
This is a messenger RNA of Scomber scombrus (Atlantic mackerel), 6446 nucleotides long. Its product is annotated as WD repeat-containing protein 37-like. NCBI's taxonomy places the organism in Eukaryota, Metazoa, Chordata, Actinopteri, Scombriformes, Scombridae. Gene Ontology annotation, molecular function: protein binding. Gene Ontology annotation, cellular component: preribosome, large subunit precursor. The record is from RefSeq and is a predicted model, not a curated record.